Molecule: messenger RNA, 4290 nt
Organism: Peromyscus leucopus (white-footed mouse)
Lineage: Eukaryota; Metazoa; Chordata; Mammalia; Rodentia; Cricetidae
Gene: Rab3gap1
Product: RAB3 GTPase activating protein catalytic subunit 1
Exons: 25
Coding region: 34-2982 (982 amino acids)
Biological process (GO): positive regulation of GTPase activity
Molecular function (GO): GTPase activator activity
Source: RefSeq, a predicted model, not a curated record
CUUCGCGCGCGGCCUGGCACUCCGCUCCGCAAGAUGGCGGCGGACAGCGAGCCCGAGUCCGAGGUGUUUGAGAUCACGGACUUCACCACGGCUUCCGAGUGGGAAAGGUUUAUUUCCAAAGUUGAAGAAGUCUUGAAUGACUGGAAACUAAUUGGAAACUGUCUGGGAAAGCCACUUGAAAAGGGUAUAUUUACUUCUGGCACAUGGGAAGAAAGAGCAGAUGAAAUUUCCUUUGCUGACUUCAAGUUUUCAGUCACUCAUCACUAUCUUGUCCAAGAGUCCACUGAUAAAGAAGGAAAGGAUGAAGAGUCAGAGGAUGCUAUUCCACAGUCAAUGCAAGAUUUGCUGUGUAUGAAUAAUGACUUUCCUCCAAGAGCACAUUGCCUGGUAAGAUGGUACGGCCUGCGUGAGUUUGUGGUGAUUGCUCCUGCCGCACACAGUGACGCGGUUCUCAGUGAGUCCAAGUGCAACCUCCUCCUUAGUUCCAUUUCUAUUGCUCUGGGAAACACUGGCUGCCAAGUACCAUUGUUUGUACAAAUACAUCACAAAUGGCGAAGGAUGUACAUGGGAGAAUGUCAAGGUCCUGGUGUUCGAACUGACUUUGAAAUGGUUCAUCUUCGAAAAGUACCAAAUCAGUACACUCACUUGUCAGGCCUGCUGGACAUCUUCAAAUCAAAGAUUGGCUGCCCUUUGACUCCAUUGCCUCCAGUUAGCAUUGCUAUUCGAUUCACGUAUGUGCUUCAGGAUUGGCAGCAGUACUUUUGGCCUCAGCAGCCACCAGAUAUUGAUGCCCUUGUGGGAGGAGAAGUUGGAGGCCUGGAGUUUGGCAAGUUGCCAUUUGGUGCCUGUGAAGAUCCUAUCAGUGAACUCCAUUUAGCAACGACAUGGCCUCAUCUGACAGAAGGGAUCAUUGUGGACAAUGAUGUUUAUUCUGAUUUGGAUCCUGUUCAAGCUCCCCAUUGGUCUGUUAGAGUUCGAAAAGCUGAUAACCCCCAGUGUUUACUAGGUGAUUUUGUCAAUGAAUUUUUAAAAAUUUGCCGUCGAAAGGAAUCAACUGAUGAGAUUCUUGGACGAUCCACAUUUGAAGAAGAAGGAAAAGAAGUUGCUGAUAUAACUCAUGCUCUGUCCAAGCUGACCGAACCAGCACCAGUUCCAAUUCAUAAAUUAUCAGUUUCAAAUAUGGUACAUACUGCAAAGAAGAAAAUACGGAAGCACAGAGGAGAAGAGUCGCCACUGAACAACGAUGUUCUCAAUACCAUUCUGUUGUUCUUGUUCCCAGACGCUGCCUCUGAGAAGCCACUAGAUGCAGCUGCUUCAGUAGACACUAGCAACCCUCCACCAGAGGGUGAAGACUAUACUCUGUACAAUCAGUUCAAGUCUGCGCCCUCUGACAGUUUAACCUACAAACUGGCCCUGUGUCUCUGUAUGAUCAAUUUCUACCACGGAGGGCUGAAGGGAGUGGCACAUCUCUGGCAGGAAUUUGUUCUUGAAAUGCGCUUCAGAUGGGAGAACAACUUUUUGAUUCCAGGACUAACAAGUGGCCCACCAGAUCUAAGAUGUUGUUUACUCCAUCAGAAACUACAGAUGUUAAAUUGUUGUAUUGAAAGAAAGAAAGCACGUGAUGAGGGGAAAAAGACGAGCCCUUCAGAUAAUGUAACUAAUGCAUAUUCAGGGGGCCAGCUUGGCCUGGACCAUCUCAGAGACACAGAGAAGGAAAAGGGAGAAGUGGGGAAAUCCUGGGAUUCCUGGAGCGAUAGUGAAGAAGAAUUCUUUGAAUGCCUCAGUGAUACUGAAGACCUUAAAGGAAAUGGGCAAGAGGGUGGUAAGAAAGGAGGCCCCAAGGAGACGGCCAACUUCAAGCCGGAAGGACGCCUGCACCAGCACGGGAAGCUCACGCUGCUGCAGAACGGGGAGCCUCUCUACAUUCCCGUGACCCAGGAACCAGCACCCAUGACAGAAGACCUGCUGGAAGAGCAGUCUGAGGUCUUAGCUAAAUUAGGGACAUCUGCUGAGGGGGCGCACCUCCGCGCACGCAUGCAGAGUGCCUGUCUGCUUUCCGACAUGGAGUCCUUCAAGGCAGCUAAUCCAGGUUGUGUUCUAGAAGAUUUUGUGAGGUGGUACUCGCCCAGGGACUACAUUGAAGAGGAGGUGACUGACGAGAAGGGCAAUGUGGUGCUGAAGGGAGAGCUGAGUGCCCGCAUGAAGAUCCCCAGCAACAUGUGGGUGGAAGCUUGGGAAACGGCUAAGCCCAUUCCAGCGAGACGCCAGAGGAGACUGUUUGAUGACACCCGAGAGGCUGAAAAGGUGCUGCACUACCUGGCCAUGCAGAAGCCUGCAGACCUGGCUCGGCACCUCCUGCCGUGUGUGAUUCAUGCAGCUGUUCUCAAGGUAAAGGAAGAAGAAAGUCUGGAAAACAUUCCUUCAGUUAAGAAGAUUAUAAAGCAGAUCAUAGCCCAUUCCAGCAAAGUUCUGCACUUUCCCAGUCCCGAAGACAAGAAGUUGGAAGAAAUCAUCCUGCAGAUCACUAACGUGGAAGCCAUCAUAGCCCGAGCCCGGUCCCUGAAGGCCAAGUUUGGAACUGAGAAAUGUGAGCAAGAGGAAGAAAAAGAAGACCUUGAGAGGUUUGUCAGCUGCCUGCUGGAGCACCCCGAAGUGUCCGUCACCGGAGCUGGAAGAGGCCAUGCGGGCCGCAUCAUCCACAAGCUCUUUGUGAAUGCUCAGCGGCUGACUGAGUCUUCUGAUGAGGCUGCCGCAGUGGCUCUGCCAGAGGAGGAGCUGAAGAGGUCAGGCUGCCCAGAGGAGAGGAGACAGAACUCGGUUUCAGACUUCCCACCUCCUGCAGGCCGGGAGCUCAUCCUGAGGGCCACUGUGCCUCGGCCUGCACCCUACUCCAAAGCCCUCCCACAGCGCAUGUACAGCGUGUUCACCAAGGAGGACUUCAGACUUGCAGGUGCCUUUUCCUCAGACACCUCCUUCUUCUAGUGGGGAGGAGGAGAGGCAGCUCCUGCCAUGGACACCUGAGGGCCACCAAGAGGACCUCGUCCAGCCAGCAGCAGGAGUCACACCAGCAUUGAGGGCCAUCUCCAGCACCAAGCUUGAGCCAGAGGGGCAGAUUUGAGGUAUCAAAGACUUCUGCCUGGGGGAGAUGGCCUGUGUGGAGGAAACCACACAGUGUGGGCCUCACUUUGGGGGACAGAGUUUGUUCACUGUCCUGCGACAGUCAUCUGUGUAAACACUUAGUGGUUGUCCUCUUUAGUAUCACAUAUGCAAACUAGAGUAUCUGUUAGCUCAGGUUCCGGAUAGGGCGGAGGUAGCAGUUAGUCCCAGGAUCUGUUCUCAAGCUGCCAUGUGACAGUCUGUUUAUCCAGUCACCGGAGGUCAGCUUAUUAUGCUAUGUGAUGAACAUUGGAACAUUCUAGUAGAAAGACUAGAAUUGCAGCUUGGUUUUCCACAACACUGUAGCCAAAUGUAUUCCUUCUGAUCAAUCUGUACCUGAGAUGUGGCUGCAAAUUAGCUCUGUGUGUGCGUGUCCGUCUGUCUAUCUGUCUGUCUAUCUGUCUGGAUCUCCCUCCUCCGUUGCACCCCUGCCUUUGCACUUUACUUCUGUGUCCUGCCUGGGGGCGGUAUUCAAUGGCGUCAUGUGAGCACAUGCUAACCACACAGCCUGGGAACGUCGAUCUCCCUGCAGUGAGCGCGCCCUGGUGUGUGUGCUGACGCCAGAGGGCAGGACGCGAUGGCGGCUUGGCUCCUGGAGCUGUGAGCGCUGGGGGCUGCAGCGGCCGGCACAGGGGGAUGGCCCGUCCCGUGUGCGGCUCAGCACGCCUGAGUGUGUCACUGCACGACCUCUGUCUGGUGAUUGUAAAUUAUUCGGGGACCUAAAAUUCCCCCUGGAAUCCAAAGUAAAAAUGGUUAUGGUGAAGUGUAAAUUCUGCCUGUGUGAUUUUUAAAAACUGAUAGAACUGCACAAACCCUGUGUUAUUUUUGUAAGAAACAAAACAAAAAGCUAUUUACAUUUAUCGGUUUAGUGUUCGCAGACACAUCUGUGUGUGAAUAGGGGCCUGUGUGUGGGGGCCAGGUGCUGACCCCUAGGCUUCACAGCACUUUUCUCUGAGGUGCUGGACUUUGCUUCUUAGAAACCCACAGAUACUGAUGAGGCCUGAGUGUCAGGCCAAGCAGAAGAUGGUUCCCGAAGGACAGUGGCGUCUGCUUUCCUGGGUGUAGACGGAACUCUACGGUGAGGGUUGGUCUAAAGUGGAAUUGUUUAUCUAAUAAAAGGACUGCUGUCUAUGG